ACAGGUUCGUUAGUUAGAUGUCUGCGUCUCUCCCGGCAUAGAACCACUCCAUAUCUGGACUACCAAAUAACCAAGAAUCUAACCUCAGCUGUCUGUAUUUGAAAAUACCACAAGCUUUGACUUACUUGUUGGCACCGGUAGCCGUCAAAACGACUCCUGAGGAAGACGGCUUUGAGGAGUCGAUUCGUAAAACUCUGACUUACCACCCGGCGCCAUCAGCCGGUGUAUCCUGAACAUAAAAGCGAGCGCUGCUCAAGUAACGCGGGAAACGCUCUUGUGUUAGUUCAGUGUUUUCCAGGGAGGAGCAGCCGUUACUACGGAUAGUUACGCAUAUUAUAGUUAUCAAAGACAAUAAAUGACCUGGCCCCACAGUUUUACGUCUUUUCCCUGAUCUGAGAAACUUUAAAGCAUCCUCGAAAGGACGCACCGGCCGCGGUCCAUCCGAUCCGUUUGAACCCAGAGUGAAUUAAGUUGUAUGUCGGUCUAUGUAGCCGCCGAGCAGUUAGCUCACACACAAAGAGGGGAGUCCAGCUAACUAGCCAAACUACCAACACAGACCUCCUGCUCUGUCCAUUUUGGGUGAACAUGGAUACGUUUCAGAAGGUGGAAAAGAUAGGCGAGGGGACGUACGGAGUGGUUUACAAAGCGAAGAACAAAGUCACCGGAGAAACUGUUGCUCUCAAGAAAAUCCGUCUAGACACGGAAACGGAGGGUGUUCCUAGCACUGCCAUCCGAGAGAUUUCCCUCCUCAAAGAACUCAGUCAUCCAAAUAUUGUCAAAUUGCGUGAUGUCAUCCACACCGAGAACAAGCUCUACCUUGUUUUUGAGUUCCUUCAUCAGGAUCUGAAAAAGUUCAUGGACUCUUUCACAGUUGCUGGUAUCCCGCUGCCUCUGGUGAAGAGUUAUCUUUUCCAGCUGCUUCAAGGCCUGGCCUUCUGCCACUCUCACAGGGUCCUUCAUCGAGACCUGAAGCCCCAGAACCUCCUCAUCAACGCCCAGGGGGAGAUCAAGCUCGCUGACUUUGGCCUAGCUCGAGCCUUCGGUGUGCCUGUCCGCACGUACACACAUGAGGUAGUGACACUUUGGUACAGAGCACCAGAAAUCCUCCUGGGUUGUAAAUACUACUCCACAGCUGUCGACAUCUGGAGUCUCGGGUGCAUCUUUGCUGAAAUGCUCACCAAGAGGGCCCUAUUCCCCGGGGACUCGGAGAUCGAUCAGUUAUUCCGAAUCUUCCGAACCCUGGGGACACCUGACGAGACAGUCUGGCCAGGAGUCACAUCAAUGCCCGACUACAAACCAUCUUUUCCCAAGUGGGCCCGGCAGGAUUUAUCCAAAGUAGUGCCAAUUCUUGAUGAGGAUGGAAGAGAACUGCUUGGAGAAAUGCUGAAUUAUGACCCAAACAAAAGGUUAUCUGCCAAAAACGCCCUUGUGCAUCGAUACUUCCGAGACGUCACCAUGCCAAUUCCUCAUCUGAGACUCUGAGUCGAGCUAAUCAUCGGUCCAUUUUAAUGCCAACAAUGUCGAAGCAAUAAGGACACUUUCACCACACCUCAUAACAACGACUGGAAUGGACAGAAAAAGUGGGCACUUCAGGACACAUUGCAUCCUUGACUGGAUAGUUGAUGAUACCUAAAACCAGCUUUCUAGCCUUAUAGACGUCCCAAGAGUUUGGCUGUUUCUUCAGCGGCAAUGUUAUAAUAGUUAUGAAUGUGUUCAUCUGUAAUUUCAACAUCAUUACUUUGCAGAUAUUUCUGUGCAAACCAUCUUUGAUGUAAUUGUACAUGUUUUUGAUUGAGAUUCUGCUCUGACUUGAGUUAGUGCGCACGUCAGAUAGACUCAAUAGUCCCCUAUUUUAUUUCCCGGUUUAAAUAAUAUGUUACUUUUGAGAUGUCCAAAUUGAAGUAGUUACUCUCAAACAUAAUUGAUUAAGUAUGUGGGAUAGUGCAAAUAACAAACGCUCUGUUAAACUGAGCAGCGGCUGAAUGAAAGAUGUGAGUUACAGUCUUCAUACAACAGUUUUUGUGCUAAAAAAAUCACAAUCCAGUUCUUUUGGGUUGAUUUUCUUGCAUUUAAAUUCUUUACCGUUACCUCCCAAAAAUCCUUAAAUUAAUUCAUAACAUCACGUUUGGUUCUUUAAUACACAAAAAUGUUUAUCGGUCAUUGAGGUUUGUUGGGAGAAUUUCUCACCCAACUGAAGUUGUCAGCGUUGUACAUACAGUUGUGAUAUACAAAACCUGUGGAAAUUCAGUUUUUACAGAAGUCAAUGUGCUGUUGCAUCUUUCUUACUCUCGAUUUUAUUAAAAUGUAAUUAACCUUUUUUAUGGAUGUUGUUUAUUUACGGUUUGCAAAAAUAAACUUGUGUAAACAA
Messenger RNA from Gasterosteus aculeatus aculeatus (three-spined stickleback), 2368 nucleotides. RefSeq names its product cyclin dependent kinase 2 (gene cdk2). NCBI's taxonomy places the organism in Eukaryota, Metazoa, Chordata, Actinopteri, Perciformes, Gasterosteidae. Gene Ontology annotation, molecular function: cyclin-dependent protein serine/threonine kinase activity; cyclin binding; ATP binding. Gene Ontology annotation, biological process: regulation of gene expression; G1/S transition of mitotic cell cycle; protein phosphorylation. Gene Ontology annotation, cellular component: cyclin-dependent protein kinase holoenzyme complex; nucleus; cytoplasm. The record is from RefSeq and is a predicted model, not a curated record.